GGCGAACCUUUGCCACAAAUAAAAGCCUAUUAAAACAAAUUUGAUUUCAUCGACGUCAACCAUCGCAUAAUUUAAAUUUUCGCUGGAUAAAUUCUAAAGCAUCACGUUCGACGGAGAGAAGAAAUAAAAUUUCCGGCGUCUGAGGAAUUCAGUAGCUACGAAAGACGGCGAAGGCGAACCCUCCUUCCCGAUCCCUUCGACCGUCACAAAUUACUACUGGUGUGCCUGGGAUAGCAACAGCAAUGGCGGGAGGCGCUUGUCCAUUUACGCUAACUAAGAGACUUCUUUAUCAUGCAUUUUUGACUGGAAUAUUGUUAGUAGUUGUUGUUGUACAGGGUGUCCUUCUAGAUGUUUACAUCAUUUAUAGUGACCAUACUAUUAUUGAAAAUUACUUCUGGCUAGUUCCUGAUUUUCUGUUGGUGUUUGGGUUUGUGGCUGCAAUGGCUAGUGGUUACAAAAAUAACAAAAUCAAGAAAAGUGAUGUUUGCCAGAAUGACCAUAGAGUUAAGACGGAAGAAACUGCGUCACUUCAUACUAACAUUCUUGGAAAACAUUAUUUGCCUUUUUAUGUUUGGAUGGUAUACUCAGUUUUACUUGUAGCCAAAAUUGCUGUUAUCUUCAAGUCCCAAGUGCCAAACAAGCUUGAAGCUACAGAUAGGCUUAGUCCACAGUUACUCAAGAUAGCAAUGUCUUUGACAUGUAUUAUCUUUGCUCUUUUAGUGGAAGGACAGACUAGUCCUGACAAGCAUUGUGAAAGAAAUUACUACAUCCAGACUCUUUCACAUGGUACAGCAUUUGAGAUUUUAGACUCUGUUACUUUCAUCGCAUUGCUGAUUCAGUCAGAGUCUCGUUUUGUCUUGCCUGUAAACCUUGAAAAUGCAAUUAUAUUCUUCUCAUGCAUAAAUUUCAUGUUACCAGGAAUAGCUUUAGUCAAGCUGAGUCGUUGUGAUUAUGGGGAAAGUUCUGUUUGCAUAGUAACGUCUGUCCUGUACAAAUUGUGUCACCUGUGGUUUAUCAAUGUUACCUAUUUUAUUAUUAGAGUACAUCUGUGGGGUGGAUUUUCUGUUGCGGUGUCUCCCUUUAUUGUAAAAAAUAUUUACCAUAUUUUUUCCAAUAUGAUGGACAUCUGGAGAGAAACAAAGCCCCUAUGGAGUAUUUUUAAGGGUUUUGUAAACAAAUGUAAGAGAGUACAGGAUUCCUCUACUGGAGAGAGAGAAGCAACAGAAAUAACUGAAGGUAUUGAAAUGAAUGCAACUAAUAGCAGUGUUGGUGACUCUGCAACAGGCAGUGACAGGUUUGAAGAGAUAGAUCUUAAAGUUAAGUAAAAUGUGAUCAACAUUACUAUGAUAUAAAGGCUGUGAUAAUUAUUUUCUUUGAAAGAUUAUAGAAAUGUUUUUCGGAAGUUUUUUAAACUGAAUUCUUUUGGUUAUCAAAAUAAGUAAUUUUUCCAGUGUGAAGAGGAGUACACCAUUGUAUGUUGUGAUGUGUUGCUAUGAGAAUAAUUUUUUUUUUAAUGUAGGUGUACUGUUUAUUUUUACUUUGAUUUUACUAUUAUCAUUGUGAAUUCUUGCAGUUUCACAUUUGGCCAUUUUUAAUUUUUUCCUUUGUUUUUCUUUCAUGCUAAAUGAAAAGUGGGAACUUUGUGACAGAUAAGUAUACUUGAAAAAAUUUAUGCUUUGAAUUUACAUUUUUUUUUUUUAGCUAAUGCAGAUACAUCUUUAGCAUGAACUUGCUAAUCUUCUCUGAAAUGUUUUGUUAAAGAAGAUUGGACAGCAAAUUUUAAGUGUGUUUCUUGAGUUUUCUUAGUUUAUUCACAUUUGAUUUAUCCAGAAAUAAUCAUAGUUGAAAGUACAAAAUGUUAUUUGCACCAAAGCCAGUGACAAACUUUUCUAAAAAAUUUGUACGAGGAAAGGGUGAGUGUUUCAGUAGAUUUUGUGGUAGUAAUUUUACUAAUGUAUAUAUAUUCAGGAACUUCAUAAAGAACUGAUUUUCUUCUGUUUAUUUUGAAAUGUAUGCUAAAUUUUUCUUUUUAUAUAGAGUACAUGAAAUUUCUAUUUGAAUAUUGAUGUGUCAAAGAUUUCUGUACCCCAUACCUGUACGUUAAAUUUCAUCCCUUGAUGGUCUCUUAAACAGACUAAGGAUCUACAGACUUUGUCAGUGGAUUCCAUGUUUUCAUUAAUUUGCAUGCAAAGUAGCUGUUUGUAUUCAGGUCUGUUAGCAGCUUUGGACAGAGCUAAUUACAGAUAGUAUGGAUUUAGCAACCCCUUUGCUGUUUAUAUAUUUGUUGAGAAAAGUAGGCAGUUUUGUUGCUAGGAAAAUCUCGCCUAAUUUUUACAGUACAUGGAAGUACUAGAAAAAGUUAGUUUGGCUGCAUGUAUGUGUAUAUUGAUAUUGAAUAUUGAGCAAAAGAAUUGGUCUCAAAAUGAACCGUUGUUAUAUAAAAACGAUUGUUUCCAGUCUGUGUAGGUGAAAUUUAGAAUCUCAUUUAAAAACCAGUGCAGUUGUGAGGAUUCAGUUAUAAUGUCGUCCUACUGAGGAAGCUCCCUAUCUUCAUUGCUAUAAGUACAGUAAUUCAUCACAGUUAGAAAUAGUUAUGCUUUAGUACCAACUCUAAACUUUUUUCUAAUUUAGGUGUAUUGAGCUUGGUCUCCACAUUGACUGAUAAUAGGUUUGUAGUACAAUGUUAUCAUCAUUAAAUUAGCUUAUUUUGUAUUGUAAGAUGCUUAGAUUAUAUUGUAAGACUUAAUUAUUAGGACAAAGCUGCAUUGUUCAGGUUGCCCAUAAGAUGGGUGCAUUGUGAUACGUGUAUUUACUCAGAAUUUCAAGUUAGCUUUUCUGUAGACAAGGUCAGUAAUAAGAAAAUCUUGAUAUCUCAUAGUUAUAAAAAGCUUGUAGUAAAAAGAAAAGCAUCAAUUGCUUUAUGGAAAUAUUCCAAGUAAAACAGACACCCAUAACUUGCAUAAAUUAGAAUUAUAUGUGAAGCCAGUAAUUAAUGACCAGCAAAAGAGAGAGGUCAGCAAAAAAGUACGUAGUACGUAUAUGGUUACAUGAAAAAAGCACACCAGUUUUUCUAAGACUCGUGUUUGAACUUGCAAACAUUGCCAUCAGUGGUAAUAUCAGAAGUUAACUUUACAGAUUAUUAAUUGAAUUAAAUACGUAAAUGAGAAAUUUCUGGUACCAUGCACUACGUUUAUGGCACUACAGUAGAAAGUUGAUACUGCCUUUCAAUUCAGUUAAUUGGCAUGUGAGGAAUAAUGCAGAUUUAAAAGUAGAUUAGCUGUGAUGGUUUGCCAAACAGGAUCAUUUCUGGCAAGUUUUAAAUCCUGAUAAUCAUUGAUGGGAAAAAUAAACUGCUACUUCAAGCACUUAUCAUUUAAAAACAUAACAUCCCAGUAGGCUGAAUAAUUGUAGAAAUAACUGUAUUCAAACAGGAUACGACGUCUGAAGUAGAGAUGUAUCGGAUAUCUACAUCCUCGGAUUAUGCACAUUUUUUAUAAAUCCACAUCCAUCCACAUUGACAAUUUAUUAACAUCCGCAUUAACAUUGCAAGGAACAUCUGCAGUUUGAAAAGGCAGACCCCCUGAUCAGUGUUCAAUACAUAUGUAGUUCAUACUCGUACAUUGUAGGUAAAAGUAGUAUUUUUAAUUUUUUUUAUUUUUUUUAUUUUGCUUUUUCAUUUUAUUAUACAGAACACAUUUACACAUUGCAUACAGUAUAUACUUUAUGAGUAGCUCUGUUAUAGCAGCAUAUUUGUUUUAGUAAUUUCAUGUCAUUUACAGCUGUGUAAUCAUAAAGGCAGGGUAUUGCAAUGUUCAUGUAUUGCUGUUAUUCUGUAAAUUCAUAUGAAAGUAUAUACUACACACACACACAUGAGUAUCACUUAUGUUUCUACUUUCAAUUAGUACAUCAAAUAUUAUGCAGUAACACACAAUUUUGAAUUAUGUGACAGAAAAUCGUAUUUAACAAUUAAAUAGUAGUUUGUUCAUGAAACUUACCUGUCAGAUAUAUAUAUAGCUGUAUUUUCUGAAGUCCGACAGAAAUUCAAAAACUUCCGGCACACA
Molecule: messenger RNA, 4061 nt
Organism: Macrobrachium nipponense
Lineage: Eukaryota; Metazoa; Arthropoda; Malacostraca; Decapoda; Palaemonidae
Exons: 2
Coding region: 243-1325 (360 amino acids)
Source: RefSeq, a predicted model, not a curated record